Strongylus vulgaris is the source of this 449-nucleotide messenger RNA. NCBI's taxonomy places the organism in Eukaryota, Metazoa, Nematoda, Chromadorea, Rhabditida, Strongylidae. The record is from the annotation of a GenBank genome assembly.
AUGUUUGGCUUCUCGGCUCCUGCAGCAUCCACAGCUGCGUCUACCACAACAUCAACAGGGCUUGCUUCGGGUUCUCUUUUCUCAACUGGAGCGACCACAUCGGCUUCAUCAACAACUUCCCAGCCCUCUUUAACAUUUGGUGCGACACCACUUACGACUGCAGCAGCUCCCCUCACUACUGCCAGUGGUUUAGGAACAACAACAACAGAAAGCUCCAGCACAGAUGCAACUAAAUUGUCACUCAAAGGACUUUUGGAGAAGGAGGGAUCCGUAGGGUCAGCGUGUUCGCAACUUCUUGCAGCUUUGACUGCUGAUACAGAAAUCAGUUUUGCUGAUCUGUCUGCGGUAAGUUUGUCGGUUGAAACAAUCAAUUUAACAGCUUCGGCUUUAAUUCUUUGUCGUGCUUCUUUUGAUAAUAUUUUGAUUCUGAAAAGUGAAGAUCAUUAACU